Molecule: messenger RNA, 3240 nt
Organism: Elgaria multicarinata webbii
Lineage: Eukaryota; Metazoa; Chordata; Lepidosauria; Squamata; Anguidae
Gene: SNX4
Product: sorting nexin 4
Exons: 14
Coding region: 39-1475 (478 amino acids)
Biological process (GO): positive regulation of autophagosome assembly; protein transport
Cellular component (GO): SNARE complex; plasma membrane; early endosome membrane
Molecular function (GO): phosphatidylinositol-3-phosphate binding
Source: RefSeq, a predicted model, not a curated record
CGCGGAAGGCAGCCUCCGAGCCCCUCUUCCCUGCCUCCAUGGAGCAUCCCGGUGCUGAGAGCCCCGGCGGCGGGAGCAGCAGCGGAGCCAGCAGCAGUAGUAGCCAGGAAGGCGACGAGCCCGAGUCCCCCGGCGGCCCAGUGCCUGAGGAGGAGGAGGCGGCGGAGGAGGAGGAGGAGGAAGAAGAAGAAGAAGAAGAAGAGGACGACGACGAGGAGGAGAGGGCGCCGCCGCCGCCGCCGCCUGGACUGGUAGCUUACGCGAUGAUGGAAGAUUGUUUAUUGAAGAAGAUAGAAAUCAGUGUCGCAGAAGCAGAGAAACGGACUGGACGGAAUGCCAUGAACAUGCAGGAAACUUACACUGCUUACCUCGUGGAAACAAGGGCUGUAGAGUCACAGGCUGAAGGACAAUGUUCCCCCCCAGAUUCUCUUUGGAGACGAUACAGUGAAUUUGAGUUGUUGAGGAAUUAUUUACUAGUUAACUAUCCACAUAUUAUUGUACCACCUUUGCCAGAAAAAAGGGCAGAGUUUGUUUGGCAUAAAUUAUCAGCAGAUAACAUGGAUCCAGAUUUUGUGGAAAGAAGAAGGAUUGGCUUGGAAAACUUUCUCUUGCGUGUGGCUUCACAUCCCAUUCUUUGCCAGGAGAAGAUUUUUAAUGCAUUUUUAACCCAGGAAGGUGGAUGGAAGGAGAUGGUGAAUGAAACGGGAUUUCAGCUGAAGGCUGAUUCUAGGUUAAAAGCUCUUAAUGCAACAUUCCGGGUGAAAAACCCAGACAAGAGAUUUACAGAGCUUAAACACUAUAGUGAUGAGCUGCAAUCUGUCAUAUCACACCUUCUGAGAGUCAGAGCUAGAGUAGCAGAUCGAUUGUACGGUGUGUACAAAGUCCAUGGGAAUUAUGGCAGAGUUUUCAGUGAAUGGAGUGCAAUAGAAAAGGAGAUGGGGGAUGGGUUGCAGAGUGCCGGUCAUCACAUGGAUGUAUAUGCAGCUUCUAUUGAUGACAUACUAGAAGAAGAAGAACAUUAUGCAGACCAGCUUAAAGAAUAUCUCUUUUAUGCAGAAGCUCUUCGGGCAGUUUGCAGGAAACAUGAACUUCUGCAGUAUGAGUUGGAAAUGGCUGUUCAAGAUCUGACAUCGAAGAAGCAGCAGUGUGAGGAAUUGGCAACAGGAACUGUGAGAACAUUCUCCUUGAAGGGAAUGACCAGCAAGCUGUUUGGCCAGGAAACACCUGAACAGAGAGAAGCAAAGAUAAAGGUUUUAGAAGAACAGAUACAUGAAGGAGAAGAGCAGCUCAAAGCAAAGAACUUGGAGAGCCGAGACUUUCUGAAAAGUGCCUGGACUGAUAUUGAACGGUUCAAAGAGCAAAAGAACCAUGACUUGAAAGAGGCCCUGAUCAGUUAUGCCGUAAUGCAGAUCAGUAUGUGCAAAAAGGGAAUUCAAGUUUGGACAAAUGCAAAAGAAUGUUUCAGCAAGAUGUGACGUUUGGAACUUUGUCCUUCUUUACAAAAUGCUGGAGAACAGAAGCACAAAUGCAUGAACAUGGAUACUAAGUUGCUACAUUACUACAUGGAAUUGGUAUAGUUGUAAAAGUAGGGCACAAAGAAUUGGUCUCUGUUCCUUGAUGGCCACCUUGUGGCUUGUUUUGCAUGCAGUAGCAAGUUGAACAUUGUAGUUCUCUCUUUCUCUCAAAAUAAGGCUAUAGGGAGGAUCCAAGUUGGCUCCAAUGAUGACUUAAACUAAACUGUUCACCACCAAUCUUUGCACUAUGUAAAUCAUUUCCCAGUGCCCCUUCUGUUUCACAUUUGUAGUGCUGUAACAUAUAAUGAUGUGCAUUAUUUGUUUUUUUUUCUUUUCUAUAAGUAGUGGCCUAAAAUUGUGUUUUCAGCAUUUCAGCAAUAUCCAUAAAUAACACAUUCAUUGUGUAUCUCUGAUGAAAACCUGUUUUUCCAAAAAUUACCUUUCUUUUUCUAACAAAUUUUUGAAUGUUUAAUACAUUAUACAACAGGGGUGUUCCAUACAGAACAACAUUAUGUUUCUGUGCUAGAAAUUUAAAACUGAUAGGAUUCCAUAAUCAAUUUUUCUACUUGCCAACAGAUAAGUGCAUAAUUAGCAAGCAGAUAAUACAUUUACUCUUAUUGACCUCAGUAAAAAUGCUUAACACCAGCUUUGAAUUUAAUUGGCAGGAUCUAUUAGGUUAAAAGUAUUUGUUUCUGCAUUAUUAGUUCUUUUUGAGAUGAUUAUGCUAAACAUAAAGAUGUUUCCCUUUUGAAUACUAACAGUGGUAGCUUUCUGAAAAACAUUAAUUUUAAGUGCUUUUGCUUUGCACAUGUAGCAGUGUAAAUGUGGAUUGUAUUUACAUGUCUCUGCAUUCAUUUUGUUUACUGCACUCUUUUCUAGAUUUGUUUUGAAAAAGGAAAUGGAUAGGAUGGAUUCUUUGGCGUCCGUCUGGUAUAGCGUGUUCAAAAGCAAGAUCUCUCUUGCUAGCUCUGUUUAAUCUUAAAGUGCAAGACACCAGCUGUAAGGAAGAUCUAAUGUUCAUUGGCCUCUUCUGCAUAAUGGUAUUUAAAAUGUCACUCAAGUUAAUGUGGAAUCAAGCCAGACAUAAUUGUAGCAAAGCUUCUUUGAGAUUAAUAGUACUCAUUUGUCAAGCACACAUUUAAUUAUUUCAGAUAAUAACACUGUAUUAGUUUACAUAUACCAGAAAGAACCUCUUAAUCUUUUUAUUUCCCAAAAUCAGAUCUUUUUUCUUACUGCAGUUAUAAAACCAGGUUUGCAAAGUAAAGCAUUUUCAGCUAAACUGAUGUAUUUUUUUUAUCUUUUAUUUAAAGUUUAAUGGCUAAUUUUAAGAGUAGUUACAUCUUUCAUUAAGAGAAAAUCUAGUCUGCUUAAGAUAGAUAUAUCUAUGCCGGAUCAUUCCAUUUCAGACAACUGUAGAAUCUGGGUCCUAAAAACUGAAGAAUAAAAACUUGUACAUUCCAAAAACAAUAAGCAGCUACGAAGUUAGAUUUUUUAUAGUAAACUUCCUAGAGUAGUCGUGCCUUAAUUUAAUACCACUGGGCACUUGGAGUCAAUAUUUUCCAUGCACUUGAUCUUCCUAGUGCCUUCCCCCCCUUCUUUCAUAAGCUGUAUAACUUAAAUGUAUUAGUAUGCCUUUUUUCUUGCUAACUGUAUUAAAUCUGAGAAGGGAUCAAAAGGUUCUUGUAAGCUUUGUGCCAAAUAUGUGAAAUAAAACUACACUUUAUUA